AUGUUACCCGACGAACCCCGCGCUCAUUCACAAACCCAACAGAUGGAGCAGUUUUACCGAGUCGGUGCGCUGUUCUAUGCCAAGGCAUGCCAUCGCGGAGGUCGGGAGAAGUUUCUUCUCGACUUCUACAUGCACGACAGGGCGCGGUGGCCGAUUCCGCGGGAGAAUUCCCAGUCCGACGAUGACUUUGCGGCCAGCGUAUAUCGUCGGGAAAUGGCUGUGCUGAACUCGUUGACUUUCCACCGCAUGACGGGCCCUAGGAUCGAGCUUCCGAUCACCUGGCACGCGAACCAAGUUCUUCGAUUGCUCGAGGGAGAAGGCGGCGUCGACCCUCCCAGUGCAAUAGUCACGACACCGCCCAGUGCUGUCCCCACCACACGGUCGGCGUACGAAGGCUUAGGUGAAUCACUGGAAGCGCCCAUUGAUCUUACUGGAGAGAGCGACCAGAGCGGCCCGUCCGACGAGGGUGACAACCCGGAAAAUCCCAUCGUCCUAUAA
Molecule: messenger RNA, 498 nt
Organism: Coprinopsis cinerea okayama7#130
Lineage: Eukaryota; Fungi; Basidiomycota; Agaricomycetes; Agaricales; Psathyrellaceae
Exons: 3
Coding region: 1-498 (165 amino acids)
Source: RefSeq, a predicted model, not a curated record